AUGAGUCUCAAUCCGAUGAUUGCCAAGCAGAAGCCAAAUGGCAAUAUCCAAUGUUUGGUGUGCAAUACAGAGAUUAAACCAAAGAUUUGGACUGCUCAUGUGAACGGAAAGAAACACAGAGAAAGUAUCGAUAAAUUAAGAUCAAGCGCUCAAAAAAGAGGGAAGGAGAGUUCGGCAAGAAGUGCAGAUGAACCGCCGAAUAAAAAACAGAAAGAAGUAUCCGAACAAGGUCCACUCACUAUUCCAUCUGACUUUUUCGACGAGGAAGACAGUACUCCAUUCCGAAAAGAUGAAUCUAAAGCAAGUAUUGGCGGACACAAUGCCAACCUGAUCGAGGGUGUUCCUGCUGGUUUCUUCGAUGACAAACGAUUAGAUGGAAAUGUGAGAGAAACUCGUGAAAGGAAUGCGGAAUUAGAUGCAGAAUAUGAACGAUGGAAGGAAGAAAUCGGAGAAGAACAGGUGGAUCAAGAUGCAAAAGCAGAAGAGAUGGAGGCAGCCGUACAAAGAGAGCUUGAGCUGGAACGGAUCGAUGAACAAAUGGCGGCUCUAAAGAAGCUGAAUGACAUGGAGAUUCAGAAAGAGAAACGGUUGAAUCAAGCAAAAGAACGACGUAUGAAAAGAGAAGAGCAAGAGGAAGAAUCGGAUGAUGAUGGAGAGGAUAUUGAUAUCGAUUCGCUCGAUUGGAGAGCAAAAAACAUUUUUUCUUAA
Caenorhabditis remanei is the source of this 708-nucleotide messenger RNA. RefSeq lists its product as uncharacterized. Gene Ontology annotation, biological process: mitotic DNA damage checkpoint signaling; mitotic DNA replication checkpoint signaling; nuclear DNA replication. Bases 1 to 708 code for a protein of 235 amino acids. The transcript has 2 exons. Gene Ontology annotation, molecular function: zinc ion binding; nucleic acid binding. NCBI's taxonomy places the organism in Eukaryota, Metazoa, Nematoda, Chromadorea, Rhabditida, Rhabditidae. The record is from RefSeq and is a predicted model, not a curated record. Gene Ontology annotation, cellular component: nucleus; spliceosomal complex.